Molecule: messenger RNA, 852 nt
Organism: Cornus florida
Lineage: Eukaryota; Viridiplantae; Streptophyta; Magnoliopsida; Cornales; Cornaceae
Product: enoyl-CoA delta isomerase 2, peroxisomal-like
Exons: 10
Coding region: 1-852 (283 amino acids)
Biological process (GO): fatty acid beta-oxidation
Cellular component (GO): peroxisome
Molecular function (GO): enoyl-CoA hydratase activity; delta(3)-delta(2)-enoyl-CoA isomerase activity
Source: RefSeq, a predicted model, not a curated record
AUGGGAGAGCCAACAAACACCUGGAUCAAUGAAACACAACCAACAAAGUUAAAUCAAGAACACAACUUCUGUGAUUUGAAGAGAGUUGAAGGAGGUGUUUAUAUACUGAAUCUCACUGGAGAAAUCCAACAUAGGUUUACUCCCAAGGCCAUACGUUCAAUUGAUGAAUCACUUGAUCAGGUUCUGAGGGAUGCAAGUGCAUGUGCUUUGAUUACCACAAAUCAGAUUCUAGACAUUGGGUGGUGGUUGAUGAUGAUGGCUAAAUUGUUCAAAUUAUGUCUCGACAUUUUAUGGAUUAAUUUGAAUAUGGAAUCAGGGAAAUUCUUUUCAAAUGGGAUGGAUGUGGACUACAUAAAAGACUGUAAUAAACAAGUUGCAACUGAAUAUUUGCAAAUGUUUCAGAGGCUUGUAAGCAAGUUGUUAACCUUUUGUCUCCCAACCAUAGCAGUUAUAAGAGGGCAUGCAGUUGGAGCUGGAUUUAUAUUUGCACUGGCUCAUGACUACAGACUCAUGACCUCAAGCCGUGGCUAUAUCUUCAUGAAUGAGAUAGACUUGGGAAUGUCCUUGACACCGGGAAAUAUGGCUGUUCUUCGUUCAAAAUUACCUUUAUCAACCUUUCAAGAAGCAACACUCACAGGGAAGCACUAUGACGGGGAGAGAGCAGCUGCAGCUGGAAUUGUUCAUGCUACAUGUCCCAUAGGGCCAAAACUUUUAGAAGAGGGGAUAAAUAUAGCUAUGGAAUACAAAGCAAGGAAUUGGAAAAGACAGGUUUAUUAUGCACUGAAAAUGGAGAUGUUCAAAACCACCGUGACAGAGCUUGAAAAUGGGGAAAUUGGGUUUGCAAGAAUGUGA